AUGGGGAUAUUCCACUCUCGCAGCCUCCAGCCUAGGCCCAUUCUGCUCCCGGCUGCCCCGGGGAAGACAGCGCUGCGAGGGGCCAGGAGCCUGCGGGCCACGGCCUUGUCCCCGUGGGCAGUCCCCGGGGCUGAGACCGCACGGCCCUGGCCUCGCUCCCAGCAGCAACCUCGCGCCUCGGGAAAAUUCUCAGACCAGCAUGAAUGCGUAUCAACUGAAAAUGGUACCGGAACAGCGGCAGCCAGCGCUUUUGCAUAGGAAGCUCGAGAUGUAGCUCGCUACAGUCUUCCAGAAGUUGAAACAAAAUUGAACAAACAAGGUGAGUUUGGAGCCUUGGAAAGUGUGAAAGCUGCCAGUGAACUCUAUUCUCCACUAACAGGAGAAGUAACUGAAGUUAAAGUGGCUCCGGCAGAAGACCCAGGACUUGUCCACAAAUCUUGUUAUGAAGAUGGUUGGCUGAUCGCGAUAACUCUGAGCAACCUUUCAGAACUUGAUGAACUGAUGAAUGAGGAAACAUAA
This is a messenger RNA of Phascolarctos cinereus (koala), 519 nucleotides long. NCBI's taxonomy places the organism in Eukaryota, Metazoa, Chordata, Mammalia, Diprotodontia, Phascolarctidae. The record is from RefSeq and is a predicted model, not a curated record.